CAAAAGGCACUGUCUUUUACAAGAAGCAUAUUCAGAUAAGAGUCAACCAAUGUAUGAAUACACGGCAAUGAAAUCUUUACAAUAUAACGCAUUUAAUUUGGAAUUUAACAGAUAUAAGAUUAUGCUUGAAGUCAAAAAUGCUCAGAUUGGAGAAUCUUCAGAAAAUUUUGCAUAUUGCUACAUAGAAGUAGCAGAUUUGCCCUUAGUUGCUGUUAUAGAUGGAAGCAACAAAAGAAAGAUUUUCCGGCAACAUGGUUUAUAUUUGAGUGCAAGAAGGUCAUACGAUCCAAAUACGCCAGCCAAUAAGCAAUCACACUUAUUAGUUACGUGGACAUGUGUCAGUUCCAAUGACCCAGAAGGAGUGAGUGAAGUCUGUAAGCCCAAACAACUCACACCUUCAGCCAUAUAUUAUAUACCUCCUCACAUGUUGACGUAUGACACCAAGUACAAUUUCACUCUAAAGGUGUGGACAAAUCUUUAUGAUGAAUAUAAAUAUAGUUCUAUGACAGAACUAUCGAAAUUCACAAAUGUAGAGAUAGAAGUGUCUGGGGAAAAUGAAAUGGUGCCGUACGACAUUGACAUUAUAUGUGUUACAAACUGUGAUGUAAAGGUGUUACCAAAUACGAUACUAUUUUUGAAGGCGAAAGAAGAGAAUAAUUUAUACGAGGACUUGGAAUUCACGUGGACUUAUUCUAAGAACAAUGAUGAUGCUAUGUCACUUGAUCCCAUAAAAGAACACAAUUUACCUGAUUUUAUGUUAAUAAUCAAAGAAAAUAGUUUAGACGAAGAGGUUGUGUACAAUAUAUUGCUUGAAGUGAAGUUAAAAGGCCAAUUUGCUACAACCUACUACUAUAAAUUUGAAACAGAGUCAAUUGCAACAAACGUAACCUGUGGUAUAACCCCAAGUGAAGGCAUCAGAGGAGAAACGGAAUUUGAUAUUGUGUGCUCUUAUAACGCGGAUUCAAACUUCAUGUAUGAAUUUUAUGAUAAAAAUUCUGAAGAAGCUGAUCGAAAAACAAUUUUUAAUGGAAGAAUGUUGGGGACUACGUAUCAAGGAGAGUUACGUGAAGUCAAACUGACAAGAGAGAACGUCGUUGUGUAUGUAAUAAAUAUUCAGAAUGGACUCUCACUGAGUAAACGUUUUUCCGUAAAUCUAACUGAUUUCGAAAUGUCAGAUGCUGAUUUGGAAGAAAGAUAUGUCGCUAUAGAAGAAAAACUAAUCACGGGCAAUAAGUUAAAGGUUCUACAGUACAUAUCUUCCAUCGCAGACAUAAUACCUGACAAGCAUAAGAGUGUGGCUUUAAACAAACUACUUGAAUAUAUCAUUCAGGUUUCAGUUACGACACUUUCGGAUGUGAAGAUGUGCAUCUCAACAUUAUCAAAUGUAUUAGUAACUCUUAAUAGACCCACCCAGUUGGUAUUGAGCCCACGUAUGAUGAUGGACAUUCUGGAGGUGAUCAAGACACAAACAAACAUGUUUCAGCGAUUUGUAUUUGAUAGAGUUAAUUCAAAGUGGAUGCCUCCUCAAGAAAUUAGACGGUUGACUUCAGUUAUACUUACCUGUCUUCAUGCUGUAUUGAUGUGCAAGGAUCCAGCAACAGAGAAUGUGCCACCAGAUGACUUUCAACUGAAACUUCUAAACGAGUUGAGAAGAGUAUCAAAGUUUUCAGACCAAAUAAUAGAAUUCACCAAAAACGCAGUGACCUACGUACAAUUUCCAGGACAGCCACCCUCAAAAGUGGCAUCUAAAGGAGAUAAAAUGGUUAUGUGGGCAAUGAUGAGUGAUUCAUGUGAACAUAGCCUUUCACCUGAGUGUGUACCUAACUACUAUCUCUAA
Messenger RNA from Homalodisca vitripennis (glassy-winged sharpshooter), 1837 nucleotides. RefSeq lists its product as uncharacterized. The coding region runs from base 50 to 1837 and encodes 595 amino acids. The transcript is spliced from 12 exons. The record is from RefSeq and is a predicted model, not a curated record. Lineage: Eukaryota; Metazoa; Arthropoda; Insecta; Hemiptera; Cicadellidae.